Mercurialis annua (annual mercury) is the source of this 1750-nucleotide messenger RNA. RefSeq names its product probable serine/threonine-protein kinase PIX13. Gene Ontology annotation, molecular function: protein kinase activity; ATP binding. The coding region runs from base 243 to 1520 and encodes 425 amino acids. The transcript is spliced from 6 exons. NCBI's taxonomy places the organism in Eukaryota, Viridiplantae, Streptophyta, Magnoliopsida, Malpighiales, Euphorbiaceae. The record is from RefSeq and is a predicted model, not a curated record. Gene Ontology annotation, biological process: protein phosphorylation.
CUAAAUCCGAGCUCACAAUUUGGAGAAAAAACAGAGGAAAUAAAGUGUCUUUACAAUCAUCAUCCAAAAGAAAAAAAAAAUCCAAACUUUUUUGGUUUCUUGGUUUUUCAUAUCUUGAUUGGCUUUUUCUCCAUUUUUUUCAUUUUCUUUACUGUACAUAGUCUUUGCUAUCAUCAAAGAAAAAUGUUUUCUUGAUCUCAAAUUGCUUGUUAAACAUCAAUUUUUUUGGAAAGUCAAACAUAAUGGGUAAUUGCUUUGGAUCUUUGUUCCAUGAUGCUAAUAAUAACAGUAGUAAUCUUAGUUAUACUACUAACAGCACCAAUAAUCCUACUACUCCAGGGUCAUCAACAAAUAAUACUUUUACUACAACCACCAUGGAUUUCUCAGCUACGAGUGGCAGCGCCGGAAAGUCUCAGUUUUCUGCUGCUGUGAGUGAAGCUAAUGAUGAUGCCAGUCCGAAUGGUCAAAUAUUGGAAGCUCCGAAUAUGAAGGAGUUCACUUUUGCUGAUUUGAAGAGCUGUACCAGGAAUUUUAGGCCGGAUACUUUGUUGGGUGAAGGUGGUUUUGGUAAAGUUUAUAAAGGGUGGAUUGAUGAAAAAACUUUUGCACCUUCUAAAUCUGGUGUUGGCAUGAUUGUUGCUAUCAAGAAACUGAAUUCUGAGAGUAUGCAAGGGUUUCAAGAGUGGCAGUCGGAGGUGAACUUUCUAGGAAGGCUAUCGCAUCCGAAUCUGGUUAAACUGUUAGGAUACUGUUGGGAGGAUAAAGAGCUCUUGCUUGUGUACGAGUUCAUGCAAAAGGGAAGCUUGGAGAAUCAUCUUUUCAGAAGAAAUCCUUCCAUUGAACCCUUAUCUUGGGACUUGCGGCUCAAAAUUGUCAUUGGAGCAGCUCGAGGACUUGCUUUUCUUCAUACUUCUGAUAAGAAAGUCAUAUACAGAGAUUUCAAGGCCUCAAACAUAUUACUUGAUGGGAGUUAUAAUGCUAAAAUAUCAGAUUUUGGCUUGGCCAAGUUGGGUCCUUCAGGUGGAGACUCUCAUGUAACAACCAGGGUUAUGGGAACUUAUGGUUAUGCUGCUCCAGAGUACAUUGCAACAGGUCAUUUAUAUAUCAAGAGUGAUGUCUACGGCUUUGGCGUGGUGCUGCUCGAGAUGAUGACAGGCUUAAGGGCACUCGACACGAAGCGUCCAAAUGGGCAGCAAAAUUUGAUUGAAUGGUUGAAGCCAAUUCUUCCACACAAGAGAAAGCUAAACAACAUUAUGGAUUUGAGGAUAGAGGGACAAUACUCUAAAAAAGCAAUGCAAUUAGCAGCACAGCUUACAUUAAAAUGUCUCGAAUCCGAUCCUAAAAGCCGACCCUCCAUGAAAGAAGUUCUGGAGGCACUGGAACAAAUAGCUGCAAUCAAGGAAAAACCAAAGCCGAGCAAAAGCAAUUCUGGUUCAUCACGUUCUUCUACGAGUUCUCAUCGUAGUAAACAAUCGAACAAUCGCCGCUCCCCAUUCCAUUUGAAGGCACAAGGCACCUAAAGAUGAGGUUGUUGGUUCCAACUGAUUUUAUGUUUAUGCCACUAUUUUUUAUUUCUUUCAACUUGUAAUUCAAUGAUUUGUUUUAGUCUAUAGCAAAUUUUGUUGUAGUUAUCAUUUGUUGUCUUCAAUUAUAAUACAUUAGUGUUGUGACUCAUAAACUGUAGUGAAGUUUCUAAUUGAUUGUGGAUACUGGAUAGAGAGAAAAAAAUGUUAUGUAGUCCUUUUUUUUU